AUGCAGCAGGAACAUCUUGUGGAGGCAAUCGUCACCAUCGCACAGGUACUUGACUACCGUGCGCUGGAAGAACUGAAAAUCCGUCUUUCUAAAAUGCUGGCGAACGAUUCGUACGCACCGCAUCAAGGAAGAGGUGGCAUGGGUCUUGGUGGCGGGCCGUCGUCAUUUGGGGGGGGACAUCGCGGUGCUCAUAAUAAUCUUCACCAGCAACGCUAUCAACAACACCACCAGCAGCAUCGCGGUGGCAAUAGGGGAUACUCCGGUGGCUUUCAGCAUGACCGCCGCCACUUCGACGACUAUAGAGAUGGCCCCGGGUACAGUGGGAAUGGCGAUGGCGUGCCUCACCUUCAGCACUAUCAUCGCGGCGGGGGCAGUGGCGGUGGGAGAAGCCGCGGCGGUGGUGGCUCGGAUGUUCCACAGCCCACGUCACACCGCAGCAACGAAAACCACCAAGAAAAGCGCAGGUGGACGCAGAAUGCGAAGGACACAGCGGGGGCCACCACAGAUGGCGAGAGGGAGCAGCAGCGCAAGCCGGGGAAUGGCCGCCGCGGUCGGCGCCGCCCAAAUCAGAGCAUCAACGAAAAGGAAUAG
Messenger RNA from Trypanosoma cruzi, 591 nucleotides. RefSeq lists its product as uncharacterized. Bases 1 to 591 code for a protein of 196 amino acids. The transcript has a single exon. Lineage: Eukaryota; Euglenozoa; Kinetoplastea; Trypanosomatida; Trypanosomatidae. The record is from RefSeq and is a predicted model, not a curated record.